Sparassis crispa is the source of this 576-nucleotide messenger RNA. RefSeq lists its product as hypothetical. Lineage: Eukaryota; Fungi; Basidiomycota; Agaricomycetes; Polyporales; Sparassidaceae. The transcript is spliced from 3 exons. The record is from RefSeq and is a predicted model, not a curated record. The coding region runs from base 1 to 576 and encodes 191 amino acids.
AUGUGGUUCCGCCGGCACGAAGUCCCCUGGGAGGUCGUCGACUCCAAGAUGGUCGAGCCUGUGCCCAUGUACGACCACGACGAUGAAUUAUCACUCACGGCAGUGUCCCCUACCGACCUCAGCGGCACGUACGCGGUAGAGUGCGGCAGGGGCCGUCCGCUAGACGUGCGCGCUGCGCUGCGCCACACGCGUGCGCGCCUCCUGCGCGAGGCCGCGCGAAGUGGUUACAACAUCCUCCUGCACGAAGGAUGGCGCCUGACGCUGCUGCGCAAGGCGCAGACAUACCGGCUCGAAGUGCGCUACACGGGACGCGCUGCACACGUUGAUGGCGCGCUGCCCCCACGCCGCGCGCCGCCGUUCCUCGGCGUCGUCGAGCGCUGGGAGGCGCUCGGGCGAGCGUAUAUCUUCGGCGGCGGCGCGAGCGCGUGGGACGAGGGCUGCGAGCUCGGGGCCCCGUGGUUGCCGGAGGAGCCAGGGCAGGGGCAGGGGGCGAAGGGAACGGGCAGCGAGGGGACGAAGCGCGCGCGGUGUCGCAGGCAGGGAUGGUUGAGAAGGCUGUCGUUGCGGUCGCUGUGA